Pelobates fuscus (common spadefoot toad) is the source of this 3163-nucleotide messenger RNA. RefSeq names its product shaker-related potassium channel tsha2-like. NCBI's taxonomy places the organism in Eukaryota, Metazoa, Chordata, Amphibia, Anura, Pelobatidae. Gene Ontology annotation, cellular component: membrane; voltage-gated potassium channel complex. Bases 467 to 1915 code for a protein of 482 amino acids. The transcript has a single exon. Gene Ontology annotation, biological process: potassium ion transmembrane transport; protein homooligomerization. Gene Ontology annotation, molecular function: delayed rectifier potassium channel activity; protein binding. The record is from RefSeq and is a predicted model, not a curated record.
GCAGUGGAGCAGCACAUACACAGUCACACAGACAGGGGAGGGAAACAGUUAAGGUGAAAGAAAAGAGAGAAAAAAGAGAGACUUUUUACAAUCAACAGAUUGUGGAACACUGACAUUAGGAGCAGAGAGAAGAAGAACGCUGAUGGGAAAUGAAUGGCUGCAGCUGAGUGAUUGCAAGCACAAAUAUGCCUGUCGGAAAAUAGAAUUAAACAGAGGUGAUAAGAGGCAUCAAUCAAUGUGGUCUUCAGGAAUGGAGCAGAUGUUGCUUCAGCAGCUCGGGAGCAAUAGAGACAAUCAGAGACUGUGCCCAGCCAUAGCCUAGAGGAAUAGGACCAGGCACCGUGGCAUCUUCUCAUUGUUGGGGUGCGGCUGCUGAAGGUUUUCCCAGCCUUCCAGAAGCUGGAGUGGAGAGAUACAGUGUGGCACCAUCAGAAGAAGACCCUGAGGUCAUCUACAAGCUGAAGAGAUGACUGUGGUGUCCGGAGAGAACGUGGAUGAGACGCUGGUGUCCCUGAGUGCCCUGGGUCAGGAAGGAUAUGACCCAGAAAGAGUGACCCAGGACUGCUGUGAAAGGGUGGUCAUCAACAUCUCAGGACUUAGAUUCGAAACCCAGCUGAGGACCUUGUCUCAGUUCCCCCAAACCUUGCUGGGGGACCCCAGGAAAAGGAUGCGCUUCUUUGACCCCUUGAGGAAUGAGUACUUCUUUGAUCGCAAUCGUCCUUGUUUUGACGCUAUCCUCUAUUACUACCAGUCAGGAGGUAGGCUCAGGAGACCUGUUAACGUCCCUGUGGAUAUUUUCCUGGAGGAAAUUAAGUUUUAUGAGCUGGGAGAAGAAGUGAUAGAGAUAUUUCGAGAUGAUGAAGGUUUCAUCAAGGAAGAAGAGAGACCCUUGCCUGACAAUGACUUCCAGAGACAGGUCUGGUUACUCUUUGAAUACCCUGAGAGCUCUGGACCUGCCAGGGGCAUUGCCAUUGUCUCUGUUCUCAUCAUCCUCAUCUCCAUCGUCAUUUUCUGCAUGGAGACCCUGCCCGAGUUCAGAGAAGAGGUCAGGUUGUCUGGAGAGCACAUUAUGAUCAAUGGAACCAAGACCUUCAAGGAAAGUCCAUUCACCGACCCUUUCUUUCUCACCGAGACCCUGUGCAUCAUCUGGUUCUCCUUUGAGCUCCUGGUGAGGUUCUUAGCCUGCCCUAGCAAGCCAGCUUUUUUCAAGAACAUGAUGAAUGUCAUAGACAUUGUAGCCAUCAUCCCUUACUUCAUCACUCUGGGGACAGAGCUGGCUGAGCAACAAGGAAACAAUGGGCAACAGGCCAUGUCCUUGGCUAUCUUGAGGGUCAUUAGGUUGGUUCGUGUGUUUAGGAUCUUCAAGCUGUCCAGGCACUCCAAAGGACUACAGAUCUUGGGGAAAACUCUACAGGCCAGUAUGAGGGAGCUGGGACUUCUCAUAUUUUUCCUUUUCAUCGGUGUCAUCUUGUUUUCCAGUGCUGUCUAUUUUGCAGAAACUGAUGACCCCGAGUCAUUGUUCACCAGCAUCCCUGAUGCAUUCUGGUGGGCUGUGGUGUCCAUGACCACUGUUGGCUAUGGGGACAUGUACCCCCUCACCAUAGGUGGCAAAAUCGUUGGUUCCCUGUGUGCCAUAGCAGGUGUGUUGACCAUUGCUCUCCCAGUCCCAGUUAUCGUUUCUAAUUUUAACUAUUUCUACCACAGGGAGACAGAUCACGAGGAGCAAACACAGUACACCCAUGUCACCUGUGGCCAGCAACCUAGCUCUUUUGGGGAGCUAAAAAAGAGUGAUAGCAAACAAUCGUUUAAUAAAUCAAAUUACAUGGACUCAGAAGACCCUGACGAAGCAAAAUACCACCACCAGUACACAGAAAACCAACAUUAUCCAGAGCAAAAAAAGUUAACUGAAGUAUGAAAUACUGAUGAACAUACACACAUGCACACACAAGGACUUCUGAUCAAAAUAGGUCUGUUUGACUAUGAGGAUGACCUCAUCACUCAUAAAGUGAUACUUAAAAGGGUAGAGAUUUUAGGCAGGUGACAUUGUAUACAAUGGGGUUUCAUGUGCUGGGAGAAAACAUAGAAAAUUGAUAUGCCUGAGAUUACUUUAUUUUUUUAUUUUUUUUUUGUGUGUAGGAGGGAAUGCUACAAACAGACAACAUAAUUUACAACUAAUGGUCUUGAUUCUGUACAUGUUGUAGCUAUAUGUCUAAUGUGCAAAUGUACCAUUUGCCCAUGGCAAGAAAACGUUAGAGUUACAACAGCCGCAGAGUGCAACUCCCAGCAAGCUGACACAGCUUCCUGAGCUUGCUGGGAGUAGCAGUCUGCGGCAGCUGGAGCUACAGAUUUUUACCUCUUACUGCUAUCUACUCAGUAUGAUACUAUGACCCUAUGAAAAUCCAUGGCAGGACUGGUUCAGUAUGAUUGUAUCAAUGAAUCUCGUACCUUCUUAUCAAGGACAAUGCCCUCAUGAUGAUCCUGGCAGGUGUUCCUGAAUGAGGACAUAGUUACUAUGUGUGGCUCAGUAUUUCCCAAGGAAUAUCAUAACAGUGUUCACAGAGAUGCCAUUCUACCACAAUCACACUAGCUAACAUCAUUUAAGUGGUAUUAACUGCUACAGAUACAUUUUUGCAUCCGUGCCAUUACUUGUGUCUAAUGGAAAGCCUGUCACAACAAGAGUAUGUUCUGUGAGGACUGUUACAAGCCACAGAGGGAACAACAGUUGUCUUUGGGAGGUGAUGAAAACUCAACCUCAAAAUCUCCCUCUUUUUUUAAUUCGAAUGGUAUGGUCCUGUCUCUUAGAACCUGGCAUUGCAAGGGUAUCUCUUGUUUUGUUGCCCACAAACAAACACACACAAAAUAAUAAUCAUUGUAAGCACUUUAGAAAUUUACAUUUAAUGGCAUGGAGGAGCUGGUAUUAAGUUAAUUUCCUCACCCCAUCCUAUGAACAUCUGCGAUUUUUGCACAGCGUUUAGUGUUUUUUUUUGUUUACAUGGGUGCCAGCCAGGGCAUUGUGAACCCAUUUGCUGCUAGAGAUCUCUGCACUGCUUGCCUCUUCAGCUGGAAAAAAAGGGGUUUAUUUUAUUUUUACAACCAAAUAUUCAUAUCUGUAAGUGCCUUGAUUUGCAAGGUAAUGUCUGAGCAUAGUUUUCUGUUCCCCUCU